AUGAUCAAGGGGAAGAUAAUUCCUUUGAAUGUUCCAGAGGCACCUAUUGAUAAUGUAUCCUUUCACUUUGCCAGCUUUGCACAGAGUUGGAAGUUUGUUGUUCAGAGAAGGUUAGCCAUAGAAAGGGAACUCCAUGAAGAUGCGUUGGAACUCAAGGAAAUCAUGGAUCUGUUGGUUGAUGCAGGCUUGAUGAAGACUGUUAAGGACAUUGGAAGAUUUUUUACUCAUCUGGUUAGGGAGUUCAUUGUGAACAUCCCUACUGAUUGUGAUGAUGAGAGCAGUUCUGAGUAUAGAAAGGUGUAUGUCAGAGGCAAGUGUGUAAAUUUCUCUCAUGAAGUUGUGAAUGAGUUUCUGGGGAGAAGUUCAGUGGCUGGAAAUGAUGAAGAACCUGAAUUGGAUAGGGUUGCUAAGACCCUGACUGGGAAGAUGGUCAAGAAGUGGCCAAAGAAAGGAUUGCUUCCCUCUGGAAAGUUAACAAUCAAGUAUGCUGUUCUUUUCAAGAUUGGCUGUGCAAAUUGGAUGGCAACCAAUCAUCUAUCUGGUGUAACUCCUCCCCUUGCAAGAAUGCUCUAUCUGAUUGGUAUUGGUGGUGAUUAUUUUGGCAAGCUAGUUUUUGAUCAGACUCUGAAGCAUGCAGGCUCUUAUGCUGUGAGACUGCCUAUCCUAUUUCCAUGCCUAUUGUCUGAACUAAUUUUCAAACAACAUCCUCAUGUUGUAAGGGCUGAUGAACCACAAGGUAAGCGACCUAUGCCUCUCAAGUUUGACUAUCGCUUGUUUGCUGGAACACAUGCUCCAGACAUUGUGCUUUCUGCAGCAAAAGGCUCUGCCAGUACCAGUGGUACUCAGGCAGUUGGUGCAACCAAAGAUGAUAUUUUGGCUGAAUUAAGGGUUGUCUCCAAAUCCUUGGAUGCCUCUUUUCAGGCUUGCAAAAUUAGAAAGCAGAAUGUGGACAAGCACAUCAAGGCUCUGACACAGAUUCCUGCUCCUGCUACUGAGGAAGGUACCGGUGAAGAAUUUGCUGAGGAUGUUAAGGGUGAUCCUGCUGUUGUUGAGGAAGAAGAGGCUCAGUAUGAAACUGCUGGCGAGGAAGAUGAUGAAUCUGACAGGGAUAAUGAGGAGUCUGAUGAAGAAGAGAAGAAGGAUGUAACUGGCUCCACCAGUUCUAGCCCUCGUAGCACCUUUCUUUAG
Messenger RNA from Lotus japonicus, 1188 nucleotides. RefSeq lists its product as uncharacterized. The coding region runs from base 1 to 1188 and encodes 395 amino acids. Lineage: Eukaryota; Viridiplantae; Streptophyta; Magnoliopsida; Fabales; Fabaceae. The record is from RefSeq and is a predicted model, not a curated record. The transcript has a single exon.